GGAGGUUUCUUUCCUUUUCCCUUCUUUCUCUCACGCUGCUUGAUCGCUAUGAGCGAUAUCUCUCUUUUCCUCAACUCUGCCAUGUCCUCUGCUGCCCAGGAUUCAGCUUCUCGUUCGAGCUCUCCAGGCGCAAUAUAUGUUCCAAACAACCCAAAUCCUCCCCAGUCCUCCUCUUCGAGUCCCGUAACCCCUGCACCUCCUGCUUCUUUGCAAUCAAUAUUAGCUGCUUCACAAAAAGACCCCCAUCCUAAUGGCCGUCCUCAGUCAUCGUCCUGGGAGGAAUCACCUGCUCACCCUCAACCAGAGAAUGUACCAGCAACUUCGAGUUCCUCCAGUUUGUCCAAGCGCAAACAUGAAGAAUCCGACGGCUCAGACGAUGCUCACAAUAAAGUCCGCCGCGUCGUACGCGACCAUAUCACCCACGACCCUUCUCGCGUCGUGCCUAUGACCACCGUCAUUUGUCUCCACGCCGCUGUGGCUCAAAAGUCCUACGGCAGUGAGAAGCGUUUCCUUUGUCCACCACCUGUCGUACAUAUCGAAGGCCCUGUCUGGCAUAUGAGAAAUCAGCAACUAUCAAUGUCCGUGGUGUCCGAGACGGGUGAACGUUCUUUUGAGCAAAAAGCACCCCUCGACAAUUCCAUGACCGCCAGCUUCAAAUUCCUACACGUUACAGGGGCUGCCAAGGCCAAGAGUUUUCAGCUUUCACUCGACAUCGCUGAACCUCACCCUUCAUCUCAUAGUUCAGAGGGUGAUGGCCCUCCCGGUCGCGUUUGGGCAACGUUUGACUCCGCACCAGUAACUAUCAUCUCGAAACCAUCCAAAAAGACAGCCAAGACGCGCAAUAUCUCCUCCUGUAUUCUGGCCGGUGGGCCCGUAUCUCUAUUUAAUCGCAUCAAUUCUCAGACUGUACGGACCAAAUACAUGACUAUUGACCAUGGUCAAUUAUGUGCCAGUAACGUUGCAUGGUCAGCCUUCAAUGUCAAUGUUGUUCGCCGUCCUCAUGAACUGCCGAACAUUGGGCCUCAGCCCGUCACUUAUGGUUGCGAAAUCGUCCUUUCAGACACCCAAUCAGGCAUAGCAACUGCUCCUCUUAUUAUCCGCAAGGUUGAUAAGGGCCGAGUUUCAGCUGAGGACGGUGGCCCGGUCAGCCAGAUGCAGAAGAUUGCAUUGCAACGAGUGAAUCCAGACGGUUCAAGACACUAUCUCUCCGCGGCUGGGCCUAUCCCUGGGACCACUGGUGUCGUAGCACCUCCUGCGCCAGGAAUGUCAACUCAGGCCGGAACUCACGCUCUGCUCUUCCAGUCUCCUCGCGUAAGGGACGAGGUGAAGGAUGGCAUUCGACAAAUUCUCGAUGAAGUUGAUGAUUAUCUAUGCUGGACCAUCGUUGGCAUUUCCAAAUUUCAAUAUACCUUUUUCGAUUCAUCUGGGAAAAACAAUACUAUACCAGAACAACCCAUUACUCCUUUCCCCACGUUGUUCACCGCUCCAGUCUAUCGACAAGCAACUAACACCGUUGAGUUGACCGUAUCCAACUUUUUCUAUGAGGAUCCGAAAUCGAGACAACAACUUCCGCUUGAUGUGUAUCUCGGAAAUCUUGGACCUCUAUCACACCGAGUCUUUGGUGCCUCGCCUCCCGGUCCUCUCACGAACAUCUCCCCGUUUGUACAGGCGCCCCCACCAGGACUACCAGAGCCAACGGCGCCUGGCCCAUCUGAUUCACCCACAUCCCCUGUGUCACCGAGAGCCCAGCCGUUCUUGCCGUCAAUGACGGGGCCUUUGCAUACGAUUGUCAUCGUUGACAUGCCACCCCUUUCGGAUGUAAUCAAGGCGCUUGAAGACGAUGCUCUUCCCGCACCCGCAGACCGGUCGGAAAACCACUCACCUACUGAUGGCUCUAACCCCGCGAGGCGAAACGGCUCAGGGCCGCCACCAUCCAUCAGCGGUCGUAGCUUACCAUUGUUGUUUAUCCGAGCUUCAGAUGGUGUUGGAUAUCAUUCAGGCCGAACUAUCGCUUGCGAUAAUAACGUGUAUCCUAUCGACAUCAAUGGUCAACAUCCUGGAAACAUUGACCCUACUUGGUUGCCUCCGAUGCCUCCGGACGGUUCUGUUCCUCCUCCGCCGGCACUCAGUAGUUGGACUUUGAGAGUAAUGUAAAGGCUUGGUCUUAAGACCAAGUUUUCUUUCUCCUUGUUUAUCCGCAUCUUUACCGUCCUUUUUUAUUGGGUCUAUUCACCAAAAUGUACAUAUCUAUAACCCCCUUGUCGAAGUGCUGUGCCAAUCUAGUUUCCCACCUUGUAUUUGUAUUAUACUUCUCAACAAAAAGGGAGCUCCGCGACGAUUAGCCAGGC
This is a messenger RNA of Marasmius oreades (fairy-ring Marasmius), 2348 nucleotides long. RefSeq lists its product as uncharacterized. Gene Ontology annotation, biological process: regulation of transcription by RNA polymerase II. Bases 49 to 2154 code for a protein of 701 amino acids. Lineage: Eukaryota; Fungi; Basidiomycota; Agaricomycetes; Agaricales; Marasmiaceae. Gene Ontology annotation, molecular function: DNA-binding transcription activator activity, RNA polymerase II-specific; RNA polymerase II cis-regulatory region sequence-specific DNA binding. The record is from RefSeq and is a predicted model, not a curated record. Gene Ontology annotation, cellular component: nucleus. The transcript is spliced from 5 exons.